AUGGUGGGCACAAGACGUGCCCGUAAUAAUGCCAAUUCGAUGGUCAUACCGCGUCAGAACUCUGUGUCUGACAAUGGAAGGGCUCGUCAGAACCUUAGCCCUGAGGCAUUAGCAGCCAUGAAUAAGGAACAGCUCCGGGCAGAAUGCAGGAAACGGGGUCAACGGGCCACAGGCAACAAAAAUGAGCUGAUUUCAGACUCGGAACAACAAUUUGUGGAGCACACAAAGAGUGUGCUCAAAUCAAAUAUCCAGUUGUUGAGUUGGGUCUCAGCCCAGAUAUCUGGCCUGGCCAAUUCGUCGGAUUUUAAGCGCUCGCACUUAAGUCGUAGACUUUCCUCAUCACCAUCAGUCGCUCGAGAUCAUAUCACUCCAGACCCCCCAGACUGUGCCGAGAUGGUGGGACAAACGUAA
This is a messenger RNA of Spodoptera exigua (beet armyworm), 411 nucleotides long. NCBI's taxonomy places the organism in Eukaryota, Metazoa, Arthropoda, Insecta, Lepidoptera, Noctuidae. The record is from the annotation of a GenBank genome assembly.